This is a messenger RNA of Mauremys reevesii (Reeves's turtle), 1285 nucleotides long. Its product is annotated as chemokine-like receptor 1. NCBI's taxonomy places the organism in Eukaryota, Metazoa, Chordata, Testudines, Geoemydidae. Gene Ontology annotation, molecular function: complement receptor activity; N-formyl peptide receptor activity. Gene Ontology annotation, cellular component: plasma membrane. Bases 1 to 1188 code for a protein of 395 amino acids. Gene Ontology annotation, biological process: phospholipase C-activating G protein-coupled receptor signaling pathway; positive regulation of cytosolic calcium ion concentration; inflammatory response. The record is from RefSeq and is a predicted model, not a curated record. The transcript has 2 exons.
AUGCCAAAGUGGGCGGAGCCACUGGAGCCUGUGCCCGCCCCCGAGAGGUCAAGGCGCAGGACCGGAAGUAUAAAAGCCCAACCCCAGGGCUCAGAAGCUGCCUGGCCGCCGGAGAGGCCGGACGCUGGUGCCCUAGCUCCCCCUGGGGAGACUCCUGCCGCCUGUGACCGCCCCGAGGACCGGCCAUACCCGCUGAGGCCGGAUGCUGACCAGACGCCGGAGAAGCCAGUAAGCCUGCUGAACUGCACGGCCUCCACUUAUCCCCAGAUGAUGGCCCACAAAGAAGCUGCCCAUCUUCACGCCAUAGCUCCUUUGGAGACGAUGCACCUAGUUUUCAUGGUGCUCUGCGCUCUGGCCUUCAUUCUCGGUGGGAUGGGGAAUGGAUUAAUCAUCUUCAUCACCAGCUGCCGGAAGAAGAAAACAGUUGAUGCCAUGUGGCACCAGAACAUGGCCAUUGCUGGAUUUAUCUUCACCAUCUUCCUGCCUCUCAUGAUGGCUCAGGUGGCCCUGGGCGUCCACUGGUAUUUGAGAAGUGUCCUGUGCAAGAUAACCAACAUUAUCACCUCCCUCAGCAUGUUCUCUAGCAGCUUCCACCUCACGGCCAUCAGCGCCGACCACUGUGUCAACACAGUUUGGCCCGCGUGGGCCCAGAACCACCGCACAUUCCAUCUGGCCUCCCUGAUUGGACUGGGCAUCUGGAUUCUGGCUGUCAUAGUCAGCUGGCGCUACCAUGACCUCUGCUCCGAUCAGAGCCUCUUGUUGAGAGAGAGUGGAGAAGCAGCCAACGUCGCUACCCGGUUCCUGGUUGGGUUUCUGGUCCCACUAGCCUUGAUCAGCAUCUGCUUGGUCACCCUAGCUGCCAAACUGGGCCAGAAACGGGCGGCUUGGUCCAAAAAGCCCCUCCAGACCCUCCUCAUCUUGCUCGUCAUUUUCUUCCUCUGCUGGUCCCCGUAUCACGUCAUUGCCUUCCUGCAGACCUCACCCAAAGCAUCAUCUCCAAAGACAACAGAAUCCCUGGAGACUGGGACUGUCUUUGCUCAUGGCCUGCUCUGUUUCAACAGCUGCUUCUACCCCUUCUUCUACCUUAUCACACGACAGCAUUUUGUUGGCUGCCGGAGACGGAGGCGGAUCUGUCGAACCCCAGUCAAUGUGGGAUCAGAGCUGGUUGAGUUGGGGGCAAAUAGAUAGGGGGCCACUUUCCUAGAGGAGAGUAGUGAUUGUAAUUCCUUGGGGUCGUAUCACUGGUUACUUGUGACAAUCAGUUUUUGUACAGGACUAUUUUUUU